GACUAAGUCGAAUUGCUGCUUGCUGCUGCUACGACACACGAGUCUCGGAACCCCAGGUGCCGUUGAUAGCGUGAUCUAUCUAUCUCAGUCUAGCCAGGUCUCUCUAAUCUGUCCAAAUUGAGAGAGAAAAUGACAUGAGGGGACCAAAAUUCGACUCAUGCGACUUCCUCUCAAAAGCUCGUCUCUCCGCAGAUAAACCCGCCCGUCCGUCCGCACCCCCCAAAAAGUUGCUUCCAUCUUGGAACAACUUGAAAUCUAAGCACCGAGCGAUUCCCGUGUUUCAGCCGGACCAUGGGAGCCCCUGUGCGACCGUGAACAAUGCCAUCACAACAAGAUGGAAGGAAGACAAGGCAGAGCCAGAUCCACCUGUCAAGUGUUGUCAAGUGUCAGAAAUACAUCACCACCACCACUACCUUGGGGGAGGCGCGUCUAUGAGGGGAAGCCCGGCUCCACCACCUCCUCACUCUGGAACGGCGCAUCGCCUUUCCGGCCACAUCACGCGAUGGAACCCUCGUUGGCCCCAACUUUUGAGGGGUAGGAAAAUACUACCAGUUGUUGGGAAAUGCGCGCCUAUCAUCGGGCGGGCGAACGGCCUCCCAAUUUCCAAAAAGCUUUUUUUGUUGGCCAAGGUACCAACUAUGCGCAUAUACACACUGACUGGUUGAAUGGCUUCGCGGGUUAGGCCUGUCAAAUAUUGUCGCGAUCGUCAGUGUCUCAGAGGAGAUGGUUACUUUAUUGUUGUUGGCCUUGUUGCCUUUCGUCUAAU
Aspergillus neoniger CBS 115656 is the source of this 766-nucleotide messenger RNA. RefSeq lists its product as uncharacterized. The transcript has 2 exons. The coding region runs from base 135 to 665 and encodes 176 amino acids. The record is from RefSeq and is a predicted model, not a curated record. Lineage: Eukaryota; Fungi; Ascomycota; Eurotiomycetes; Eurotiales; Aspergillaceae.